Rhipicephalus sanguineus (brown dog tick) is the source of this 786-nucleotide messenger RNA. RefSeq lists its product as uncharacterized. Bases 56 to 391 code for a protein of 111 amino acids. The transcript is spliced from 4 exons. NCBI's taxonomy places the organism in Eukaryota, Metazoa, Arthropoda, Arachnida, Ixodida, Ixodidae. The record is from RefSeq and is a predicted model, not a curated record.
UAUAAAGUUUGUCGAUCGUUAAAACAUAUUCUUCCGAUAAGUACCACCACUUGUAAUGACAAUGAGGACGUCGCUAGCGUUCGUCGCCGUCGUGGUUAUUAUGGGUGUGUUUGCCGAGCUGACUACCGCCAUGAUCACGACAGACCCGGCAUGCCACCGCUUACGAACAAAGGUGGAUAAAGUGCGCAGGUUCUGCGUCUACCUGUGCCACAUGCCUGAAGGCGACGUGAGGAUGGGAUUGGAGGAAGAUGGCACACCUUGCAAGUCCUUGAUCCACGAAGGCGUCUGUAGGAGGGGCCGGUGUCGCAUGUCCAAACCCAGGAAGUCGUUGCCUCCCAAAGGCAACGACGACGGUGUCGCAGAGGAAAGCCCGCAGUCGACAUUGGAUUGAUACUACACGGAAGGACGCUACACAAGUGAUACUACACGAGUGUGAUGUUACACGAGACUGAUGCCACACGAGAGUGAUACUGCACAAGAGUGAUGUUACACGAGAGUGAUGCUACACGAUGGCGACAUUACACGAGAGUGAUACUAGACGGGAGUGAUAGAACACGAGAGUGAUACUGCACGAGAGUGACACUACACGAAAGUGGCUUGACUACACAAGAAUCUCGAGCCAUUUGUGGUAGACACAGUUACAGCCACCGAUGAUGCGCUACAACUUGGCGAAUUGCACUUAGCAGCUGAGGCGACAUAAUACAUUGCCAACCACCUACGUUUUUAAGGAGACUUUUACGGCAGCACUGAAAUAGAAUACAUCCGUGCUGCGAUGAGAAUCAAUAC